CAUGUUUUAUCUGUGGACCACAAAUCAUUCGAAAAGGUUGACCGGCGCGCGACUGCUGAGUUUUCGAGAAAAAAUAAUCAAUUUAAAAGUUCUCGCUUUCUUACGUGCAUUUGCGUUACAGUUUCAAUUAACGAAUUAAAUAAAAAUCUUUCAUCAUGACUGUUGACGAAGGCGUAGAUAUCACUAAAACUGGAGAUCGCGGUGUGUUGAAGAGAAUCAUCAAGGAGGGUACAGGAACAGAUACUCCUAACCCUGGAUGUCAGGUCACUGUCCACUACACAGGAACACUCCUGGAUGGCACCAAGUUCGACUCCAGCAGAGAUAGAAACGAGCCAUUUGAAUUCAACCUAGGCAAAGGUUCAGUCAUUAAAGCAUGGGACAUAGGAGUAGCGACUAUGAAGAAAGGAGAGGUGUGCGUAUUAACCUGCGCACCAAUGUACGCCUAUGGAGCUGCUGGCAGUCCUCCCAAAAUCCCACCAAACUCUACUCUUCAGUUCGAGAUCGAGAUGAUAGACUGGAAGGUGGAGGACCUGUCUCCUGGCAAGAACAAGGGCAUCCUGCGUCACAUCAUCGAGCAGGGAGCUGGCAAUGACGCUCCCAACGACGGCGCCAUGGUUACAGUUGAGCUGGAAGGUAGACUGCAAGCCGAUGGCAAGGUGUUCGAUACAAGAACAGUCACAUUCCCUCUCGGAGAAGGCAGUGAACAUAAAGUAUGCGAGGGUGUCGAAAGAGCUCUAGAGAAAUUCGCGCAAGGAGAGAAGUCCAGGCUCACCAUACAGCCAAAAUAUGCCUUCAAAUCAGAAGGAAACGCUGAAUUAGGUGUCCCACCUAACUCCGUGGUAGAGUACAUAGUGAAAUUGAAUAGUUUUGAGAAAACCAAAGAGGUAUGGUCCAUGGAUGGGCCGGAGAAGAUUGAGCAGGCGAAGAUGUUCAAGGAGAAGGGAACCAACUACUUUAAGGGAAGCAAAUUCCAGCUGGCCAUCAAGAUGUAUAAGCGAGUUGUUACGUUAGUUGAAGACAUGCUAGAAGACACAAGUGAGACAGAAGAAAGCAGAAACCAGGCGAAGGAGCUCCUUCUAUCAGCACACUUGAACCUCUCCUUGGUCUACUUGAAGGUCACACCAGCUCACCACUUUGAGGCUAAGGAGCAUGCUCUAAAGGCCUUGAAGUUGGACGAGAACAAUGUCAAGGGUCUCUUCAGGAAAGGCCAGGCUCUGUUGGGACUUGGUGAAGCUGAAUUAGCUAUUAAGGACUUCGAGAAGGUUGUGCAGGCUGAACCACAGAAUAAGGCUGCCGCUAACCAGAUAAUCGUAUGCAAGACAGCGAUCGCGAAACAGAAGCAAAAGGAGAAGCAGCUCUACGCCAACAUGUUCGAGAAGUUCGCUAAAUACGACACGGAGGUGGAGAAGCAGAGAGCUAAAGAUGAGAUAGACGUAAUAGGUGAGAAGGUAGGAGAGUGGGGCGCCGGCGAGGGAGAGUGGACUGACCAGCAACGGCUGAGGAAACCCACUGAGUUUGAGAAGGAGAACCCCAACAUCCUGCUGUUAGACAAGGACGGACAGUUUGAGAACAUGUGAACUCACUGCUAGCUGAGUUCCAGGUGGAUGCUUACAUAGACUCGCCAUUGUAUGUAGAAAUAAUCAACUAUAAUAAUAUCUAUACAAAAAUACAAGUUUCAUUUCGGAAGUAUGCUGUUGACUUGGUAUUUGAAGUUCAGGUUUAAGGUCGUAGGUACGACCCCACCCAAAUGAAAUCGUGUACAAUCAGUACAAUUAUGCCCCACCUGACCGAAUAAUCGUAUCUAAGUAGUUUGAAUAAAUUGAUGUUAAGUUUCUCGAUCGGUAUUUUAGCGUGGAAUAUUUCUAUGUAAGCAUCCGUCUUUGAAAACGCCUUCUGCCUCAAAAAGUGCAUUAUAAUAUUAGUUGUAUAUUCUGAUCAAACUCUUUGUUUGUCCGGACACUUAUAAAUAGAUCUCUUCACCAACCUUUAGUAAUAGAAUUUCGUUGUAUUACAGACAAAUGAAGAAAUUAUACUAAGUCACUCGUAGACUACUGAUUUUCAGUAUACAAUAAAAACUAAUCGUUAGUUUUUGAAAAAUUCUAUCGUUUACUUCGUAUCGGUGAGUUAAUUCUUUGUCAUUACCUGAAUGGAUUUUGAAAUUUAAUUAACUUUUUUUUGUAUAUUGUUGUACGUUCACAAAUCAUCUGUCAGUAUGAAAGUCCUUGUUCAUAUUGUAUUUUUUUUUACUUAACUAAAUUGUAGUUGCAAUGAAAUCUCUGGUUUUUGUAUAUUAAGUUUGAAUCGAUAUAAAUCAUUCCUCUAUAAUUAUGUAUGUAUGUUAAGUGAGAUAGGCCGUGUUCGUCUACUCGUUUUACGGCCGAAUUUAAUAGCCAAUCGCAAUCCUAAUUCUGUGGAUUAAGGUCCAUUUUUGACAUUUAUUGUGUGGAUUAUAUGUCAUGAAAUACUAUUUUGAAUAAGAAUGGUUAUUAACUUCGACUGUUAGUAUUUACUUGCAUGCAGUGUAACCCACAUAAUGAUGUCAUCAGUGUAAAUAUUGCAUGUAACAUUGUUCAUUUUAACAUAAUAAGUUUCAACCUUAUUUCUUUACUGAUAAAGUUCGUUUUUAAGUUUGAUGUGUGAUGUGUUUCAAAUCGGUUUUCGUACAGGUAAUACUGCAAGCUAUGUCUUUAAUAUCACAGUAAGUGUCAAUUGUAGGCAUAAUGUUUUUAUUUGGGUUGAGAGCGGGUUUAUUUUGUAGUACAUUGGUUAAUUGUAUUAGUUAUACAAAUGAGUUUUACCUAAUAAACUGUUAACAAGCAA
This is a messenger RNA of Spodoptera litura, 2820 nucleotides long. RefSeq names its product FK506-binding protein 59kD (gene Fkbp59). Lineage: Eukaryota; Metazoa; Arthropoda; Insecta; Lepidoptera; Noctuidae. The record is from RefSeq and is a predicted model, not a curated record. Gene Ontology annotation, molecular function: protein binding; peptidyl-prolyl cis-trans isomerase activity.